Molecule: messenger RNA, 1525 nt
Organism: Pichia membranifaciens NRRL Y-2026
Lineage: Eukaryota; Fungi; Ascomycota; Pichiomycetes; Pichiales; Pichiaceae
Exons: 1
Coding region: 90-1349 (419 amino acids)
Biological process (GO): protein N-linked glycosylation
Cellular component (GO): mannan polymerase complex
Molecular function (GO): alpha-1,6-mannosyltransferase activity
Source: RefSeq, a predicted model, not a curated record
AGCUGAAACUGGUGCUAGACAGAAACAGAUUACUAGACACAGCGCCAGGAAGCGGGAAAAAAACAGAUAAAGCUAGUGAGCCAGCAAGCAUGGGAAAUCUCAGAUACGUGCUGCUCACGACUCUCGUGGUGUUCACGGUUCUCAACAUCCUCUCAGUGAACCUGUUCAACGCGUCAAAGUACGAUGCCAAGAUAGAGAAGGCGUUUAUUGAAGCGAAGGAGCUUCGUUCGAAGGGAACGUCGAAGGACGGGCAGCCUCUGGAAGAGGUGAAAAAUAGGCCGAUCAAAGAUCACAACGGGAACGUCAUGACAAAGCUAAAGUCGAAGGACAUUUACUCUCUAUCGACUACGCUUGACAGAUUGCUCUACAACUUUCCUUACAACAACGAAGAGGAGGUGGAGCAGAACAUAUACCAGAUGUGGAAGACUGGUGGUCUGGAUCCAGAGGCCGAAGGCUCAAUUCCGAAAGAGUGCAUAACUCUAGUGCAGAGAUGGAAGGAUGCCAACCCAGACCACGAGCACAAUCUACUUUCCAUCGCUGACGCCGAAGAUGCUGUGGCUGAUCUGUUGAGACCGACGGUGCCGGAAGUGGUGGACGCGUUGCGGAUGCUUCCCCACCCAAGGCUGAAGUUUGAGUUCUUAAAGUACCUUCUGCUCUACCUCCACGGAGGCGUCUACGCAGACAUCGAUACAAUCAACGUCAAGCCAGUGAAGCACUGGUACAAGUUGUCCAUGCUCUCGACCAAGGUCUGGCUUGGAAUCGACUCCGACAUGAACGACCCAACAUGGGCCGAGCAUUACGUCCGCCGUUUGUCCUUCAACAACAACAUAAUGCGAAGCAAGGCACACCACCCGCUUUUUGCCCGCUUAAUUGCCAGAAUCACUUUUAUCAUCUUCACCCAGAAGAGCCUGAUUGAAUCCAUCGACUGGAUCGCAGAAUACAACAACGUCGACGCUUCCGGCGCCCCGUUGGUGCAAUUCACUGGUACCUCUAUAUUAACAGACACUGCCUUCGAGUACAUGAAUAACGUUGAGAACUACGCUUUUUUCACUAACCUGAAAAAUAAAAAUUACGGCAAAGAAAACGCUGUCUUGACCAAACAAACCUUUGGUCCUGAAGUAGAUGAAUCCCAGAGAUUCUCCUACAAGAAAUUCACUCUCUUGAGCAGCCCUGUCCAGGUUUGCGACAUUGGUAUCUUACCUAAGAUCAGUUUCACUGGUCACGACUCUGCCGAGGUCGACUAUUUCGACGACGAAAAUGAGAAGAGAGGCUACGAAAAGUUCUACUACGGAAGAAGCAAAGAUUUAACAGAGUGGUCUCCUAGAAAACUCCGUUUGGACUCUAACUGAUAUACGCUCAGUUUCCCCUUAUAAACUCUCUUACUAUUACAUUAUAUACUAAUCUCUAGCUGAAUUCGGCUCCUUGUAACUCUACCUUAACCAGUUUCUAGCGUGAAUCGUAUCAUCAUCUCAAAUCCGUCUCAGCCCCAUCGGCCAAAAAAAAAGAUUCCUAAUUUAAUUAUUUG